UUUUGGCAGAACCUGCAUAAAUAUUGAAAAAUGCACCACGGUGCUCCGUGAAAAAUUUUGGUGCAUUUAAGAUUCUUCAUAUAGCCAUUCAUAAUGUUUGGAAAUAAUAAGCCUUUUGGGACAGCAUCUGCCUUUGGAGGAACAUCUUUUGGGGGUACCUCGACUCCUUUUGGCCAAAACACAACUGCUUUUGGUGCAAAACCUGCUACUAGUAAUGUAUUUGGAGCAUCUGCAUUUGGUGUUUCUACUCCAAACACUGGAGGACUGUUCGGAACAUCCACACCUGCCUCUGGCACUGGUUUGUUUGGCCAACCGUCAACAGGUUUUGGAGCUCCUGCGUCAACAAGCACUAACACUUUUGGUUUUGGUGCAACAUCGAAUACUGGGGGCUUGUUUGGUAGUACUACUCCUGCUACACAAACCUCAGGUGGUUUAUUUGGUGCUAGCUCAUCUUCUGCUUUUGGUACACCACGUCCUACAUUUGGAGGCUUUGGAACUGCCACACCGGGAGCAGGAUUGUUUGGCCAAAAUACUAGUACCGGAGCUGGUCUUUUUGGCUCAGCAGGAUUCACUGCCACUGCACCAACUGGUACCACCAUUAAGUUCAAUCCAACAACAGGUACUGAUACAAUGAUGAAAGGAGGUGUGUCAGCAAGUAUCAGCACUAGACAUCAGUGUAUAACAUGCAUGAAAGAAUAUGAAAAUAAAAGUUUAGAGGAAUUAAGAGUUGAAGAUUAUGCUGCAAAUAGAAAGGGGGGCAGUGCUGGAGCGAUUGGUGGGUUCGGAAAUCCAACGCCACAGACUGGAUUGUUUGGUGUCCCAGCUGCCUCCUCUAGCUCGGCCUUUUCUUUUGGAAGUACUACACAAGCAAAGCCGUUAUUUGGUACAACUGGAAGCACUAAUACAUUUGGAGGUGGUGGUGGAUUGUUUGGCCAACCUGCUCAAAAUCAAAGUACAGGAUUAUUUGGGAAAUCUGUUGGAUUUGGUGCUGCUACUACCUCUGCUGCUCCUGUAUUCAAUUUCGGGGCAUCAACUGGAACAUCACUUUUCGGACAGAAUAAUCAGCAAAAGCCUUUGUUUGGUCAAACAACUGGUAGCACCGGCUUAUUUGGAAAUACCGCUACAACUCAACCUUCUACUGGUUUUGGGACAUCUACUGGUUUUGGAGGUUUUGGUGCUACUCAACCAUCAACCGGAUUAUUUGGAGCAACCAAACCCACUGGUUUUGGAACAACUAACACAACUACUACAAAUACAUUCAGUUUUGGAAAUACGAACAAUAUGGGUACUGGCCUUUUUGGACAGAAAACUGCAACACCUGCUUUUGGAACCUCUGCUUUUGGCACUCAAAAUACAGGUUUUGGUGCGUUUGGUAAUACCCAGACUACAGGAACUGGUUUGUUUGGACAGUCGAAACCAGCCACAUCAGCUUUUGGUGGAACAGGAAGUACUUUUGGUACAGGCCUUGGCAGCACAUUUGGCAACUCUACAUUUUCAAUGGGUUUGGGCGCAAAUACAGGAACUGGUUUGUUUGGAGCUUCAACAGCUAAUAAAGCUCCCGGUUUCAAUUUUGGAGGCACUGGAUCUACUGGUUUUAAUUUUGGGGCGACGAAUCCAAGUGCUUCAAGUUUUAAUUUUGGAACAGCUAAUCAAAUGCCUGGAAGUGAUCCAAACAAUGCAGUUUUACAGCAAGCACAGCAGCAGAUUUUAGCUAUGACUGUGAAUCCAUUUGGAGAUUCUCCAUUAUUUCGAAAUCCAUUAAAGGAUUCUUCUCGAGAAGUUGAAGUUUUAAAACCUACUAAUCCUUCAGCACAGAAAGCCCUGUUAAACGAUAAUUAUUGCAAGUUAUCUCUGUUGCCUACUGCAAAAAUAAAACCUAAACCAUGGACGCCUCCAGUUUCAAGUGGGAAAAUGUUCUUUUUUGAUGGAUUAGAAGAUGAAGAGCCGAGUCUCGGAAAUAUUUCUUUUCAACCAAAAAGAAGUGUUAAGAAGUUAGUUCUCAAAAAUAUGCCAAAGUUAUCUUCUGUGCAAGUUACUUCUGAUAUCUCCUCUCCAUCUAACCAAUCUGCGAGAAUAGAUGUUUCCAUCUCAUUAAAAAAUGUCAGCAAUAAUGUUAAUGCUAACUCAGUUGAAAGUCCUGCUCCAGUGCCUUUAACUAUUGAUAUUAGCAACAGUUCUAAUGAUAAUGUGGCAGAUGUUACUAGCACUAGUGAACCUUCAGCUAUAAGAAAACCAGCAUCUCCAGCACAAGAGUCUUCAAAUGCACCUGAAAUACAUCAUGCAAAUUCGGUUGAUGACAGCAUCUCUGCUCUUCACACAAAUAAACAGAUUCCAAACAGAACGUACAAAAUGUGGAGUCUCAGUGAUGACACUGAAAACCAAAGUUUAUCUUUAGGAGAUGUGUCUGAUGCAUCAAAAGAAAUGGAAAAAGAAAAUCACAACUCCUCUCUAUACGAUACUCUUUCUGUCAUGGUAAAUAAAUCUUGUCCGAUAAUAUUAACCAAAGAAGGCUAUUUCACUGUGCCCCCUCAAAGUGAACUUGAAAUGGAUGCCGACGGAAAUUGUUUCGUGACGGAUUUUACUGUUGGCAGGAUAGGUUAUGGUAAAGUUAUCUUUCCUGGGAGAACUAAUGUAGCCGGUCUCAAUAUUGAUGAAAUAGUACUGUUUCACAAACGAGAAAUUAAUGUCUAUCCAAAUGAUAAAGAGAAGCCAUCUAUUGGUGAAGGACUGAACAGAAAGGCUGUCGUCAUUUUAGAAGGCAUAUGGCCUACUGAUAAAACGACUCAUUCUCCUAUAAAGGAUCCUGAGAGGAUAUCGAGUUCAGGAUAUGCUGAAAAAAUUGCUAGUCGUACUUCUCGCAUUGGAGCGAAGUUCAUUGAUUAUAUUCCAGUAACUGGUUCAUGGAUAUUUGAGGUUGAUCACUUUUCUAAAUAUGGACUUGAAGAUUCUGAUGAUGAAAUGGAAAUUCCUGUGCCAUUAGAUAAUAAAACUCAAAAAGUUGUUCCUACUAGUCAAACACAGCUGAAAAAUGGAGACUUUGCACUGCCUGGUUUACCAAUUCAGCAACUAACAAGGAAACCAAUUGCUUCAAUGCCUUCUGAAGUAGAAGAAAUGGAAGGGAUAACCUCACAGUUUUUUCCGCAAAAUGAUUUAGAGCUUACUAAUGAAAUAGAUGACCAGUUUUUGAGUGAAGUAUAUUCUCCAACAAGACCUAUCUUGAACUCUGACAUUGAUGCAGAACGGAUCCAAGGAAUGAAGGCAUUUUUUUUCCAAGAAGAAAUGGAGGACACGAAUUGGGGGUCCUGUGCAAAUGGAACUCAAAAAUCCAUCUUACCUAGAACAGUUAAUGAUAUUAGUGGAAAACAAGUAUUUUUUACAGAUAAGAAAUUAGAUAUUACAGAUCAUGAAGCGAGGAAAAGACAAAAGCAACUCAGUUUCAAAGUUGAUGAUGAUUUACAUGGCUCAUUUCCUCACGUGAAGUUUGGAGAAGCAGGUCUUCAGACCUCGAUGUCUUCAUUAUCUUUAUCAGCGACUAAACAAGCAGAAUGGCUCUCGUCUUUCCCUCUUGUCAAAAGUUCCAUACAAGAAUCAGUUAUUCAACAAAAAUCUGUUCCUCUGUCAGUGAAUAAAAUAUAUUUGAAGCCGCUGAAAAAGUCAGUUUUGUACGGAAAAGAGCAUCUUUUGGCUGAUGCUGGUUACUUCAAGGCACGUAGUUUUCGUGUGGGCUGGAAAGCCGAUGGUACCUUCGUGAGCAUUCAGUCUUUUGAAGAAAGAGAAAACUUACUGGAGAUUUUGCCAAAAUUCAUUCUCUAUGGUGACCAAAUAACAUCCAGAGCAUCUCUGAAGAAGUCUGGCUUUUCCUUAUCUUUUGAAAAACUUCAAAUGGAUUCAGCUCACUGCAAUGACACACCUGUUCAGAAAAACCUCGUAGAUGUAUUUAAACUUCAGUUAAAACAUUCAGCUUCCACUACAGAAGAAAAUGUACCAUUGUUUCUUCCAAAACCUGGAACAGAUUUGAUACAUGCCUUAUCUGAACUGUUUGAGAGCCAGUUGAAAAACACAGAUAUUGAUUCAGACAGAAAUUUCACUAGGCAGUCUAUCUCUGUGUGGAAUCUGUUGGUUUCCCUUUGGGGAAAAAUAAGAGGUCUUAAUGAAGAAGAUCAAGAUGUUUCAAACUAUUCAGUUCAAAUGGCAAGGCGAGAAGCAUUAUCACACUGGCUCAUAAAAACAACUGAAAAUGCCAUAAACAACAAAGUUGUGACAAAUGUGGAUGAUUUGCAGAAGAUAUUCUUAUCCCUGACUGGUCGCCGUAUUUCUGAUGCUGUAAAAAUAGCCCAGAAAACUCGCAACUUCCGUUUAGCUUUAUUGUUGUCUCAAGCAGAAGGAUGUUUUACUGUUCGCAAACUACUUAGUUGCCAACUUCAAAAUUGGGAACAAAAUGGCGCAUAUAAGUUCAUUCACCACAAUAUGAUCAUGCUGUAUUGUCUUCUCGCUGGAUUUUUGCUCUGGGAGAACAUAUAUGAAACAGUGAAUUGUUGCAAAAACCUUGAAUGGAAGCAGACUUUAGCUCUUCAUUUGUGGUAUCAUUGUACUCAAAAUGCUAGUAUUCAAGAGGCUGUGAAGGCAUAUGAUGAUUCUUUUCAGGGCACAGAGACCAAUCAAAAGUAUUCGUUACCUCCAUACCCAGACUACUUUGAUUUAGAUGCAGUAAUAGAAUCUGAAGUUGACUCUACUGAAGCUCCAGACAAAAUCUUCGAUACCUGUUACCACUUAUUGAAAUUGUACUGUGAUCGAACUCAUCGCUUUGACCAAUUGCUUAUGCCAGCUACAUAUACUUGGGAUCAUUUAGAUUAUAGAUUGAGCUGGUUUUUGCAGUUAUCUCUAACAUCAUUAGGAUUCAACAUCUCUGACGAUUUAUCUUCUACACUACAUAUGAACUUUGCAUCGCAACUGGAAUCUAUAAAUAUGUGGCACUGGGCAAUAUUUGUAAUCCUCCACCAUCCAGAUGUUGAAUGGAGGAAAAAGUCUGCAAAAGACAUAUUACUGAGGCAUGUUUCACUUGAACAAAGUAGUGAAGUUACAGAGAAAGAGAACUUCUUGAAAAAUGACUUGCUGAUUCCUGAAAGUUGGAUUUUUGAAGCUAAGGCAAUAAAGGCACACAGUAUGAAUAAACGAGCAGAAGAAGCUUGGUUUUUAUUAAAGGCUGGUUACUGGAAUAAAAGCCAUGACAUAGUCAUUAAGCAUCUAGCAUCAGAUGCAGUCAUCAAUGAAGAUUAUGAUUACCUGCUGAAGUACCUUUCAGAACUAUCUUUGCCCGAAAGAAGUUGUUCUAUACUGGACUGGGCUAGUGGAGGACAAGUGUAUCUGGAUUAUAUUAACAUGUGCCGCAUGGUGGAAGGUGUAUUGUCGCGAGAAACCAGUGCCUAUGAUUUAGAGAAAUUUACUCCUCAAGUGAUAUCAUUAUGUAAACGUUUAUCUAGUGUACCAACUCCAAAUUUGAAAGACAGGCUUAGUAUUGCUGAAAUGGCAAAAAAGACAGCUACAAUACUUCGGUCCAUUGCUAUAUUACAAGCAAGUAGAACGAAAAAGAAUACUUUCACUUCAUUAACACGCUAUUUCAAAAACCUACCUAUGCCUUAUGAUUAUGCAGAAUCGGAAAAUAGAUUUUUGGCCCAUUGUUUCGUUGAAGAAGUUACUUCAGAAAUAUAAGAUUAAGAAAUUGCACUUGGAACUAUAGACGAAUUAUUCAUUGGAAAAUGAGGUUUCUUUGAUGUCAUUAAUGUAUUAUAAUGUCACAAAUGUUAUUGCAUUUUAUUGUAUAUUGAUGUAAUUUUUUAUUAUUAUGAUAAGCUUGUAAAUACAUAGCAAAUUAUGAAGAUGAAUUGUAUUUUAAAUUAAAAAUAAAAUAGAUUUCUUUUAAA
This is a messenger RNA of Uloborus diversus, 5921 nucleotides long. Its product is annotated as nuclear pore complex protein Nup98-Nup96-like. Lineage: Eukaryota; Metazoa; Arthropoda; Arachnida; Araneae; Uloboridae. The transcript is spliced from 38 exons. Gene Ontology annotation, molecular function: structural constituent of nuclear pore. Gene Ontology annotation, cellular component: nuclear pore; nuclear pore cytoplasmic filaments. The record is from RefSeq and is a predicted model, not a curated record. Gene Ontology annotation, biological process: post-transcriptional tethering of RNA polymerase II gene DNA at nuclear periphery; RNA export from nucleus; protein import into nucleus. The coding region runs from base 94 to 5709 and encodes 1871 amino acids.